AGCAAUGCGACUCCCCAUUGGCGAAGCGCGAAGGUUGCCCCCGGUUACCGCCAUCGCCUAGCAACGGCUUCGUAAACAACCUGACAACGUAACCUGACAACGGCGCUUCCUCUCGCCCGGCAACACUUCCCGAGUGGCUUUACGCGCUUGCAACGGCAAGAAAGGCGGAAGUCGUUCCGUGAUGAAUCCGAAGACAAUGAGCCGAGCAAGGUCGUGGAGCGAGGUGGUGGAGGACCUUUACCGCUUCCAGCAGGCGGGCUACCGUGACGAGACGGAGUACCGCCUCGUCAGGAAUGUGGCCGAGGUGGACCGCUGGCCAGACACAGGCUACGUGAAAAAACUUCAGAGGCGUGACAACACGUUCUAUUACUACAACCGCCAGAGGGAGUGUGAGGACAAGGAGGUUCACAAAGUCAAGGUGUAUGCCUACUGAGAAUGGGUCUACUUUCAUGACAGCUCCAUGUAUCAUAUUGAUUGCCUCUACAUCUACUUUGAAGUAAUGUAAAUGUGAAAUGCUUUUAUUAGGAUCAUUGGUAGAACUGCCUUAGCGAAUCUCACUUGCUUUGUUUUUUUAAAUGUGGAUUACAGAUUAUGUUGACCUCAUUGAUAUAAAUAAUGCAUGUACUAAUGGUGACUUGUUAAUAAAUUCAUACUUAAAUGUUGUUGAAUAUAUUUUUUAAUCGACAUGUGAUGAUAUCUAUCAUAAACCCACGUGCGCUCCACCAAUUAAAAAAAAACAUUUGUGGUUAAAGCGAUCUGCUAGCACAGUACACACCACUAUGCAAAACAGCAAUAACAACAGCAUGCCUGGCACCUCCCCAUGUAACCAUAGAAGAUGCAACAUGUGCAUCUUCACAUCAACUGAUAUAUGGACCAAAACACCCAUAGCAUAAUUUAUGACACUCUACGUUUACAUGCACCAAUGUGGCUCAUUGCAUCAUCACGUGCAAACCCCACUGUGGCCUUUGCUAAAUUGGCGUUCGAUGUGUCCAACAUCUUCUAUCAACUAGCCAUGCAGAUAUGCCAAAAGCAGUGGCGUGUCACUUCAACAGUGGGGACCAUAACUCCAGUAAAAUGUCAGUGCGUGGUGACUGUCUUUUUCUCUGGUGGAUAUGACAGCAACAAAAGGCCAUCUCAUUCAAACUGAAUACCGUUCAGCCAGAAAGACGGGAUGAAUGCCUCAUUAACUUAAUACAUAGUUGAAUAAAUGGCUGCAGGUCAAACCUUAUAAUUUUUGGUUGAAUAUAUGGAACACAUAAAUGUACGUAACAUUUUAUUUUUCAGUAAUACAGUAUUGGACAGCAAAUGGUGAAAGGACACUCAAACGAGUUUUAAAUUGGCUCCCAUAAAUUCCUCUACCCUGCUUGCAAGGCUCAGGAAGAUAAACCACGUUAUGCUAUGAAUAAGGGCCUUUGACCAAAACGUCGGCCGCUAUGUCUUCCAUUUACGAUUUUAAGGCGACUGUUAUCGACGAAUGUUUUUUUUUUAAUUUGUGCCAGGGGAACCACUGCCAGCGCAGCAGCAUCACCAAAUAACUUGCUUAGGUUUAGAACUUUAGAUAGCGUGACUACAGGGUGGCACUAUGACAAUUGUUAAGCGUGAAAAAGGGGGGGGGGCGGGGUGUUCAUUGAGAAAAGUUGGCCUCGGUGGAGCAAACCCCACCUCCAGCCACUUACAGAAGAGCCUCGCCCCACGGAAGAGGCGCAGUAACACGUGAAAGCAGGGUCCGCGUUGGUGGGGUGCGUGUUCGUUUAAACGUUGAAUUAAACAGCUGACUUUGACUGAAGACCACUCUUGUGACACGCCGGGAGGUGAAUGGUCCCACCAACAUGUGGACGCUACGGGCUGCCUCCACUUGCUGUGGUCUGAAAGGAGGACUUUUUGUUGGAGCCUUCUUAUUAACUUCACAUUUACUGCUGGCCUCAGCACAGUCCGUGUGUUCGCCGGUGGAUUACCACUUUGAGUACACAGAGUGCGACAACACAAACUCGCGAUGGAGGGUGGCUAUACCCAACAUACCCGGCAGCUGCAUAGGAUUUCCAGAACCCACGCAAGGAAAAGAAUGCUCUUUCUCAUGUGGGUCGGGAGAGUUCCUGAACAUCCCCACGGAGACCUGCAUCAAGUGUACACCUGGGACCUACUCCCUCGGCUCUGGGGUUCGCUUUGACGAGUGGGAUGUCCUCCCCACUGGGUUCUUGGCUGCAUCCAGCAGCCAGAGCGUAAACCUCCAAUCGGAUGUCAACAGCUGCAACCAGUCACUUUGGACUCCAAAGGAUCAGUAUAUUGAGUCAAACAGAGAUGACUGCUCUGCGUCACUCAUCUACCGAGUGAAUCUCAAGACGGAGGGAACAAUUGCGUUCGAGUACCAAUACACCGACUCCAACAUGUUCUUUGAAUUCUUUGUACAAAAUGAUCAGUGUCAAAUGACAGACUUCAAAGGCAAUGUUAAAUACAUGCCAAUAUCUGAAACUGGCAAGUGGGUCUCACACGAAGUGAAACUGCCGAAAGGGAGCAAUGUGCUGUACUGGAGGACAACGGGCAUGGUCAUGCACAAGGACAAUGAAGAUCCCAAGCCUGUGCGCAUGCGCAGCAUUCACAUUACAGGAAUUUCCUACACGUCUAAGUGUUUCCCGUGUAAGGCGGGCACGUUUAGUCAGGACGAGGGGGCGAGCUCCUGCCAGCUCUGUCCCAAGAACACCUACGCAGCGAAAGGUUCAUACAUGUGCUCCUUUUGUGAGCAUGACUACUACUCAGAUCCUGGGUCAAGUGAGUGCAAGCCAAAGGAGCCAUGCACUGCAGAUGACUACAUCUUCACGCACUCUCCUUGCGAUGAGGAAGGACAGACACAGUUGCAGUACAGCUGGGUGGAGCCGAUGGUGUGCCGGGAGGAUUUGGAGGGUGCGGUGAGCCUACCGCAGCCGGGCAAGAAACAGCAGUGUGCACCCUGCAACCCGGGCCACUUCAGCAGCGACGGCUCCAAGUGCCUGCCUUGUCCCCAGGGCACAUUCUCCAACGGCACGACCGAGUGCAGCCAGUGCCCCGCCGGCACGGAGCCCGUGCUGGGGCUGGAGUACAAGUGGUGGAGCAGCCUCCCGCAGGGGAUCAAGUCGUCUUGCUUCAACGUCGACAACACGAACUGUGACGUGAUGAAAGGCUGGCUGAUGGCACAGGACCACAUCGUCACUGGCACGGGAGCCUCGGACAAUGACUACCUCAUCCUCUCUCUCUCUGUGCCUGGAUACAGCUACCAGAUCAAGAAUGACAGCAAGUCCAUUGAGGUUGCAAGGGUCACUUUUACCUUCGAGUUGGACUGUGUUUCUCAAUGUGAGCUCUUCUUCAUGGUGGACACCAACAGGAAGGCCACCAGGGUGAAGAACUCAUGGCAGGGCAAGCAGGACAAGCAGGUGUACACGUACAUAGUGCCGGAAAAUUUCACCACCACCUUCACGUGGGCCUUCCAGAGAAGUUCAAACCCCAAGGCGGGCCGCGAGUUCGUCACCGACGUCGCCAAGAUCUACGCCAUCAACGUGACCAAUGCGCUGAACAGCGUCUCGUCGCACUGCCGGCCGUGCGCGCAGGGCGGCGGCUCCGGCGACGCCGACUGCGUGCCGUGCCCCGCCGGCUUCUACAUCACCGAGGACUCCUCGCGCGCCUGCGUCGAGUGCCCCGACAACACCGUGGUGGCCGAUCGCCACGCGCUUGGCCGCGACUCCUGCGAGCCCUGCGGCCCCGCGGCCAGGAGCAACCCGAGCCACUCAGCAUGCUACAGUGACUGCACGUUCACAUACGAAACUGAGAGCGGUGUGCUCGAGUUCAACUACAGCGGUCUGAAUGGUACCACGAGCAAGGUGACUGGGCCCAGCUUCACGGCCAAAGGGACGAUGUACAACCUGGUCUACAACAUCAGCCUCUGCGGCAAUGAGGGCGCGAUGAAGGCGCAGUGCGUGGACAACGUGACGAGCGCCCAGCUAUCGCAGAAGGACCAGAGUCAGAGGACGCAGAUGGAGGCGUUCGUGUGCCGGUCGACCAUCAUCACGUCGGAGGCACGCGGCAUCGGGGCUACGGUUUCCUCGCAGAUACUCAACCUGGCCGACCGCUUCUUAGGGGCAAGAACACAGAAUACACUUGACGGAAUAAAUGUGCCUCUGGAGUUGUUUCCCCCAAGUGACUACCCCUCCAUCCCCGACAUCAUACAUUACUACAGGUCGUCGGACACCACAAACUCCUGUCCGGAUGGACGCGUCACCACCUUCCGGCUACGAUGCAGCCCGGAAAGCACACAGAUUGAUGACAUCGUUGUGCCAAGCAAAUGCCCUGAAGGAACCUGUGACGGAUGUACAUUCCACUUCUUGUGGACCACUCCAAAAGUUUGCCCGCUCUGCAGAGAGGUUGACUACAAGCAGGUCACCGAGUCUUGCCAGGGCGGCAUAGAGAGAACGCACUACGAGUGGAAGGCGCCAGGCCGCUGCACGGGCGGAGUGUCACUUCCGCCCGAGAAGAGAAAUGUGUGUAUGGACCUGAGCCUGUGGCUCAAGGUGGGCAUCGGGGGCUCCAUCCUCGUGGCUGUUGCCCUCGUAUUUCUCACCUGCCUCUUCUGGAAGAAGAACAAGAAGCUGGAGUACAAGUACUCGAGUCUGCUGAUGAAUGGCAGUGCCAAGGACGGGGGGGAGCUGCCUGCCGUGGACAGCUGCGCCAUCAUGGAGGGCGAGGAGGAGGACGUCAUCUUCGCGAACAAGAAAAACAAAUCCUUCUUUGGGAAAUUAAUGAACAAGAAGAAGGAUCCAGAAGAGGUGGAGUUUCAGUCUGUGCAACUGCAACUGAAGUCUUGAGUCAUAGGUGCGUUGCAAGUUUACAUAAAGGUGUGCACUUUGUAUUUGUCAAUUGACAUUGGUUCGUCCAUUGCAGUACGAGGCAUCGGAAUGUUUGCUUUGUUGAACGUUGUAAUGUCAUGCGGUAGACCUUGCAGCGUGAAAACUCUUUAACAGCAGAAUUUUUUACACAAUCAAAAGGUUGAUUUUCACGGUCAAUCGAGUUACUAGAUAUAUGCAUCAGGUGGGACUUUAUAAUUCCAUUAAACCAUUUAGAGAAUAAUGUAGAGUGGUGUGUAAGCUGUAUAUUGUUGGUGAGUUCCAUACAUGCAAAGUUUGCUGUAUUUUAAUUAUGUACAAAUAACACACAGAAUAUCAGAAUCCAAAUAUUUAUUUAGACUAGAGGAAUCCGAUGACCGAUAAAGCUCUUUCACAGUUGUCCAGUAGGGGCGGUUAAGAACGUUACAACAACAAACAGUACAAAACAUGAUAGUAGUGCAACGUACACGAAUAAUAUACAAAUCAACCCAAACAUACAAAUACAAUACUAAACCAUCCCCAUCCUACCAGGCAAAGCCCACUGAGGUAUUCACUUAUUUUUCAGAAGCGACCUGGCCACAAAUGAUAACUCAACAAAGUGGCCCCAUCAUUUGGACAUUUACAGCACCAAAAUAAUCGCAAUGCACGCUUGUAAA
Petromyzon marinus (sea lamprey) is the source of this 5503-nucleotide messenger RNA. RefSeq names its product endosome/lysosome-associated apoptosis and autophagy regulator family member 2-like. Gene Ontology annotation, cellular component: membrane. Lineage: Eukaryota; Metazoa; Chordata; Hyperoartia; Petromyzontiformes; Petromyzontidae. The record is from RefSeq and is a predicted model, not a curated record.